AUGUCUAAUUUCAUCCUGCUUUGGGAUGCAUUCGGUCUGACACAAAUUAAUCUAUUACAAACGAUUGCCGAAGAUCAAGAUUUUACCAGUUCUACGCUGAAACCGGGAUAUGUUAUUCAUGUGACCGGAACCGUGAUAGCCCGACCAGUGAAGGAUAAUAUGAGUACAGGUGAAAUAGAGGUAGCACCCAGGGCAAUAACUGUGCUGAAUGCACCUAGAGUCGCAUUGCCAUUUACCAGAAGUUUGAUGACCGAGGUUAAUGAGCAAGUCCGGUUAAAGUAUCGGUUUUUGGAUCUUCGUUCCGAGGUGCUUCAGCGAAACCUACGAUUUCGUUCCGCUCUGAUCCUUCGAAUGCGUCAGUAUUUGUGCGAGACUUAUGUGAAUUUUCAGGGUGCUCAAGAAUUUGUCGUGCCUACUCGUAAUGCUGGGUUUUUCUACAGUCUGCCACAAAGUCCUCAGCAGUUCAAGCAACUACUGAUGGUUGGCGGUAUAGAUCGGUAUAUGCAAAUCGCGCGAUGCUUUCGGGAUGAGGCAUCAAGAGCCGAUCGACAGCCAGAGUUCACACAGUUAGAUCUAGAAAUGUCAUUUGUGGAAAUGGAAGAUGUUUUUCAGGUCAUCCAAGAUACGCUCUCUGCCUGUUGGGAUUUGAUACGCGAGGUCAAAUUAGAUGAGAAUGCUGUUCAGCCUUCCUUUGGCCGAAUGGACUACAAGACUUGUAUGUCGCGUUUCGGGACCGAUAAGCCAGAUCUACGCUUCGGAUUUUCUUUCUGUGAACCGACGAGCAGCGACUUGAUUGGGUUCCGUGUUUCGGCCUCUCACGCCAGCUGUUUGUCGCAUUCAGAUUGGAAAAAAGUUCGAACAUUGGUUAAGGAGUUGACCGGAUUGAACGUCUCCAGUUUUAAAGCUGGUUUUGCACCCUCAGAAUUCAAAGAAUUGAUCGAAAAUCUCCGCGCAGGUUCUGACGAUUAUGUAGUGUUUGUUCGUGGAAGUUCUGAUGCACAGAAAAAAUGCUUGGGCUUAGCUCGAACCGAACUGGCACAGAUGUUGCACCAGAAAGGUAUGUUGGAUCGAUGUUUGAUAGCUCAAAAUUGA
Molecule: messenger RNA, 1092 nt
Organism: Echinostoma caproni
Lineage: Eukaryota; Metazoa; Platyhelminthes; Trematoda; Plagiorchiida; Echinostomatidae
Source: the annotation of a GenBank genome assembly